Messenger RNA from Scutellospora calospora, 186 nucleotides. The record is from the annotation of a GenBank genome assembly. NCBI's taxonomy places the organism in Eukaryota, Fungi, Glomeromycota, Glomeromycetes, Diversisporales, Gigasporaceae.
GAUACUGAACUGUUUGAUUCUGCUCGUAAAUUAAAAAUAGCAAGCGCAAAUACGUUAGAUUAUAAAUUGUUUAGAAGUCAGCGUCGCAUAAUCGUGAUGAAUGAAGCAUUAUUAUCAUUGUAUAUGCAUAAGUUUGGUUUAUAUAAUCGUAAUUUUCGAUUUAUUCGUUUAUUAAUUAUCAACUAG